Akanthomyces muscarius is the source of this 1950-nucleotide messenger RNA. RefSeq lists its product as uncharacterized. Gene Ontology annotation, cellular component: mitochondrion; cytoplasm. NCBI's taxonomy places the organism in Eukaryota, Fungi, Ascomycota, Sordariomycetes, Hypocreales, Cordycipitaceae. The transcript has 2 exons. The record is from RefSeq and is a predicted model, not a curated record. Gene Ontology annotation, biological process: aspartyl-tRNA aminoacylation. Gene Ontology annotation, molecular function: ATP binding; aspartate-tRNA ligase activity. The coding region runs from base 1 to 1950 and encodes 649 amino acids.
AUGACUAGCUCCAUGACAGCUUCCAAGCAAGCAGAGCUCCUCAAGACAUGGAGCAAAUAUCGCGGCGUAGACAUCUGUACAGAAAAGGAAGCUUCCAACUCGUGUGUUGGCUUCCUUGGCAAAAAGCGAACGCUCUCGAAGCACCUCUCCUUUGCAGACCUGACGACUCCCUCGGGCGAAAUAAUACAAGUCUGCUCGAAUGGCGAAAUCGACAAAAAUGCGCACACCGAUUUUCGUCAAAUACCGGCUUUCAGCCCUGUCGUUAUCAGCGUCCGAGCUCCGAGCGCAGAGGAGCAAGAUCGCAACAGCGCCGGCAAGACGACCGUAUAUCUUGACGACAUUCGCGCCCUCAACAGUGUCCCCAAAGACCUUAUAGUUACGCCUGAGACUGUUUUUCCGCAGACGAAGCGCCAUCUGCAAAUACGAUUUCACCCAGAAAUACAAGCUCGACUCGAGUUCCGCUCAUGGCUGAAGAAUGUCCUACACCAGGGGCUUAUGGAAAAGGGCUUUACAGACGUUGAGACCCCGACGCUCUUCAAAUCCACGCCAGAAGGUGCCAGAGAAUUUCUUGUUCCCACGAGGCAGCGAGGAAAAGCAUAUGCCUUGACCCAAAGCCCACAGCAGUAUAAGCAGGUUCUCAUGGCCAGCGGCAUUUCGCGAUACAUGCAAUGGGCUCGCUGCUAUCGUGACGAAGACUCGCGGGCUGACCGCCAGCCUGAGUUUUCUCAGCUAGAUAUGGAGUGGGCAUUUGCUGGUGCGGCUACAGUGCGCCAAGAUAUCAACGACAUAAUCAUGAAGGCCUUAACGGCGCUCAGGCCCUCUUGCUACCAAGAUAUGCGAGGAGAAAGAAUUCCAAUGGUCCGAGAAAUCUCAGCAACAGAGGAAUCCGGCGUCGACAAGGCGCAUCAGCUCACAACUCUGACCUUUGCAGAGUGUAUCUCUUCCUACGGCUCUGACAAACCCGACCUGCGAAUACCUGGGCGUAUCCAUGCCAUCAAGGACAUUGAACCUUAUCAAACCUUUGUUGGAAUGAUCACACAUCUGCAAAAUCCAACGAUUGAAGCAUUUGCCUUUCGACUGAACGACGUUUCACCGGAAGAGUCCCGUCAGUUCGUCAUGAAGUUUAUGGACAGUCUGCCACCAGAACUAGGGGAAAAUCCCGAAGGCAAACCACAAGUUCUCAUUUUCGAUUCCAGAAAACCACUUUGUGGUUUCUCUUCCAUUGGAUUUGAAUAUGAGCCUCUACUGGAUCAAAUCACAGAAGGCGAGGAACUCAAUGAUGGUGACCUAGUCGUGUUUCAAGCCCGAGACACACCAAAGGGUCAAUACUGCUCAGGCUCUACAAAAGUCGGUGAUUUGCGCAUUGCGUUAUGGAAAUCGCUCGUCCAGCAGGGCUACCUGUCAAAAUCUCGCAACGGCGACGCAGGCUCCCUGCAAUUUGUCUGGGUGACAGAAUUUCCCAUGUUCAAGCCGACUGAGGAAAACGAACCUGGGCAAGAGGGUGCGGCCGGCAUUGCCGCAUCUCAUCACCCAUUCACGGCGCCUCUCUCAGAAAAAGAUCUUGAGCUCCUCUUCACCAACCCUUUGGACGCCAAAAGCGCCGCAUACGAUCUCGUUCUCAACGGCGUCGAGAUUGGCGGCGGCAGUGUCCGUAACCACAUUGCUGACGUGCAGGACUUUAUCAUGCGCGAUGUGCUGCAAAUGACUGACAAGCGCAUUGCGGAUUUUGCGCACCUGUUUGAGGUGCUGCGCGCCGGGUGCCCCCCGCAUGCCGGCUUCGCGCUGGGCUUUGACCGCAUGGUGGCGCUCAUGACGGAUACGUCGACCGUCCGAGACGUUAUCGCUUUUCCCAAGACGAUGAAGGGCGAGGAUGCGUUUGUCAAGUCGCCAAGCAGGAUUACAGAUGAGCAGCUUGCUCCAUAUGGACUGCAGCUGCGCAGGUCAAAGUAA